AUGGGCGUGUUCGGAAGCUUGACGCGAAGGACCGGGCUGGGUGCUCGCACAACGGUCGGAACGACCGGCUUCACCCGAGGCAAGGUCUCCGCAAACCAAGGCAAGGGUCGGCUUACCCCCAAGAUGACGCCCCGAGGAUGGUACAAGGGCGUUGGCUGCCGCUCUCUCGGCUUCCACACCAAGAAAGGCACGGUAGUGCCGGCCAAGGUGCCCGUCUACGUUAUUCCUGAUCUCACCGACUGCCCUUUGAAGCCCUACGUGAGCUGGUCGACCAAGCGCGUGGUGGUGCAGCCCCUCCGCCUGCCCAGCGAUAAGGAGCUCGCGCAGCUCGAGUAG
This is a messenger RNA of Acanthamoeba castellanii str. Neff, 336 nucleotides long. RefSeq lists its product as uncharacterized. Gene Ontology annotation, cellular component: mitochondrial large ribosomal subunit. The transcript is spliced from 3 exons. Bases 1 to 336 code for a protein of 111 amino acids. NCBI's taxonomy places the organism in Eukaryota, Discosea, Longamoebia, Acanthamoebidae. Gene Ontology annotation, biological process: translation. Gene Ontology annotation, molecular function: structural constituent of ribosome. The record is from RefSeq and is a predicted model, not a curated record.